Molecule: messenger RNA, 1047 nt
Organism: Talaromyces marneffei
Lineage: Eukaryota; Fungi; Ascomycota; Eurotiomycetes; Eurotiales; Trichocomaceae
Exons: 3
Coding region: 1-1047 (348 amino acids)
Source: RefSeq, a predicted model, not a curated record
AUGGUGUAUUCCGUAUCAUUCGUUGCUUUCACAAUUGUCGGCGUCCUCUUCCAAUGGCUGCUCAAACUCUUUCGUCCAUCACAGGGGGGAGUACCCGAAAAGUCGAAAGUUCAGGAUGCCACUCACAAAGCACCGUACCCAUGCAAUGCUAUCAAGGGCAACCAAAAAUUCCGUAUCACUAUGGGAUUGCGGAGAUUGGACGAGAGGAAUUGGCUUACCGUCGAUAAAAACUACUUGAAGGAGCAUGAUGUCCGGAUAUCUCUGCUUCAAAACCAGAGAAGCCAGGUCAUUCAAUGUCUCCCGGAGUCGAAGAUUGCUUGUGCCGAGGCCCAGGAGGUCGUGGCAGAAUUUCUCUGUGAGAGAUUCCCUGAUAUGUUUCGAAUGAAAGAGGCGGCCGGUGUGAAGACAAUCUACAACAGCAAAACAGGGGAAAGUUUUGUCAUUGGCGAUGAAAACAGCGGAAUAGAUCCUCUUGAGACUGCGGUGCGUCUUGCUAUGGAGGACUUGAGUAUUCUUAUGAAGAACGAAGAAGGCGAAUACUACCUUGCUGCUAGUGCUACACUUUUUCCGGUUGGCUGGACAGUUCAGGAUCGAAUAGGAUGGACGAUCUCUCAGAUGCACGGCCCUGUGCCUGAAUGGAAAGAUAAAAUUGGGCAUUCUGUCAACAAAUUCUUCUGCCGGCUAACUCCUGAAUCGCCAAUGGAACGGUCCAAUUAUUUCUUGGAGACCAAGGAGCCAGACGAAGACUUGGGCGAUACUCUUUUUCGACCAUUGGGAUUGAACGAAGACCAACCUGGUCUUUCAAUUGAGGACAUCCUUCUUCGUCAGGAGCGCCAGACAUUCCGCAGGCUGCCCAGAACCGGCGCCCUUAUUUUCAGUGUCAAGACAACACUCAACACAUUCGAUGAGCUACCGGUGGAACAACUUCAAGCUCUCGCCACGGAAAUCCGCAGCUGGCCUGAGGAUAUGGCGAAGUACAAGGGACGCGAUAUUUGGGGCCAACGUGUGUUGGAUUAUUGCAUUCAACGAAGCAUUGUACCUGCGUAA